UUUAGCGACUUUGCUUCGGAUUUGUUCUGACUUGCGGAUACCGAGCAAGUUUGCAAAAUAACUUGAUUUAUCCAGUAUUUGACUAUUUUAAUAUAUUUAAGUGACUUCAUUUAAUAUAUAACAAGAUGUCAGUAAUGGAAGAAAAAGAAUCAAAACCAAAGAAGGUUUCGCACGAUGAUGACAAGGUGAUUGACUUUGGCAAGCUUGAGAAGGAGUUGGAUGAAGCAGUUGUAGCAGACGCCAGAUAUUGGCGGGAAAACGAUGCUAAAUUUAGGGCUGUGCAUCAAAAAGUUGCAACUUAUGAUGAAUUUAGAGACAUUGUUUUGGCAUCCCAUCUGAAACCUCUGGAGAAAGAUGACCGUUUAACAGAUAUGAAGUUUACCCAGCCCUGGAAUGUACAUGCAUCAAAGAAAGAAGAUACAGCAAAUAAGCCAGAUCAUGCAGAUAUUCCUAAGGAAACAGUGUACCCUACAUCAGGACAGACCUUUAUACGAGAAUGGAGGAAACUCAACAAAGAAACUUCUCAGCAAUAUUCCUACCUGCUUGAACUUGGCGGAGAAAGACUCGGUAAAAUAUUCAAACCAGAAAUAGGGUUUGGUUUACUCGGGGAGUUUGCACAUUGUUUAAAUUGUGAAUUAAAAGACCAGGAUGUUUGUGAAGUGUUGAAAAUUCUUGAAAAACUGGCAGAAACAAACCGUUUCAAGUUAACACUGGAUUUUUUAAGUAAAAAAGAAAAAGAGGAUAUCAAUGAGUUGUUUGAAAAAAUAAGAAACUCUAAAACAGAAGAAACUGACGACAGUGUGGCAGAUAUAGGGUCAUCAUUGGCUAGUAUUGAAAAACUUUAUGGAAUAAAAAAGUAAUUUCUAACAAAAAUACAUAUCUCUUGAAAUUAAUUUUCAUGGGCCAUAUGAGCGAACAAAGUUCAACUGGAAAUAAAAGAAUUAUAGACAU
Messenger RNA from Ruditapes philippinarum (Manila clam), 951 nucleotides. Its product is annotated as coiled-coil domain-containing protein 103-like. The record is from RefSeq and is a predicted model, not a curated record. NCBI's taxonomy places the organism in Eukaryota, Metazoa, Mollusca, Bivalvia, Venerida, Veneridae. The transcript is spliced from 4 exons. Gene Ontology annotation, biological process: epithelial cilium movement involved in extracellular fluid movement; determination of left/right symmetry; inner dynein arm assembly. Gene Ontology annotation, cellular component: outer dynein arm. Bases 126 to 860 code for a protein of 244 amino acids.